AAUUCAGAUUUCAUAUCGUGAGGUUGCUUGAAAGACGUGUAGUAUAUAAAAUGAUAACAAAGAUGCAAUUGAAACAAUCAAAAUAUUUAUUUAAAUUAAUAAAUUACAACAAGUAUUCAACACUUGUUGAUGUUAAGAUCAAUCAACCAGCUUUGGAAACGUCUUAUGUUAAUAGUUUACAAGCAGAAUGGUCUCAGGCAAAACCUUUUAAAACUCUGCCAGGACCAACUAAAUUUCAAAUGUUUCGUGGUUUUAUGAAGGGGGGUGAAUUUCAUAGUUUAGCAUUUGUUGAUGUUUUAAAAUUGCUGCGUAAACGUUAUGGUGAUAUCUAUUAUAUGCCUGGAUUAUUUGGCUUAAAUUCUAAUUUGAUAACCUUUAAACUGGAGGAUCAUGAGAAAAUAUUUCGUACCGAAGGACCAUAUCCCAUAAGACCAGGCAAUGAACUUGUAAAUUAUUAUCGUCUAUCGAGAAAAGAUAAUUUUUAUGUGGAAGAAUAUUUGGGAGUGGCAGGAAAUGGCAAACAAUGGGGAAAAUUUAGACAUGCAGUUAAUCCGGUUUUAAUGCAACCCAAAAAUGCUAAACUUUAUAUGGAUCCUAUGCAAAAGGUUAAUAAUGAAUUUGUACAAAGAAUUAAAGAAAUACGUGAUCCUAAGACCUUGGAAGUUCCCGGUACAUUUAUAAAAGAUAUAAAUCGUUUAUCUUUUGAAUCUAUAGCUGUUGUGGCUUUGGAUAAGGAAAUGGGUCUUAUUAGAAAUACUUCCAUUACGCCCGAAGCUAAAGAGCUAUUUGAGAAUUUACAAAUUUUUACCAGAGCUUUUUAUGAUUUGGGGAUAAAACCCUCGAUCUAUAGAUAUAUUAAAACGCCCACCUACAAACGUUUUGCAAAAUCUAUGGACACUAUGUUUGAUAUUUGUUUCAAAUAUACCAAUGAGGCUUUACAGCGUUUGGAAAAGCAAGGCGGUAAUACUGAGGGCAAUAGCGUUUUAGAAAAAUUAUUAAAAAUUGAUCGUAAAAUCGCCAUGAUUAUGUCUAUAGAUAUGUUAAUAGGUGGUGUGGAGGUUACUUCCUCCGUUUUAUCGGCCCUUAUUCUAUGCUUGGCCAACAAUGCAGAAAAACAACAGAAAUUGCGUGAGGAAAUCUUAAAUACAAUUGGCAAAAGUGAAAAAUUAACCAUAGAAAAUACUAAACAUUUGCCCUACCUUAGGGCAUGCAUAAAAGAAGCUCUACGUUUAUAUCCAGUUGUAUUUGGAAAUUUAAGAGCUACCGGCAUGGAUCUUUGUUUAAGUGGUUAUCAAAUACCAAAAAAUACAAAUGUGUUAUUGCCUUCGAAUUUAUUGCUACAAAAUGAGAGCUACUUUCCCAAACCCUCUGAAUAUAUACCAGAGAGAUGGUUACGUGUGGAGGACAUGGAAUUUAGUAAUAUGUCUGCAAAGAAUAUAAAUCCGUUUACAUUUUUACCCUUCGGCUUUGGUCCACGUUCAUGUGUGGGCAAACGUAUUGUCGAUUUGGAAAUGGAAAUAACCAUGGCUAAUUUAGUGCGUAAUUUUAAAAUUGAAUUUAAUUAUCCCAGUGAAAAUGCUUUUAAAAGUUAUUUUGUUAAUUCACCUGUUAUACCAUUGAAAUUUAAAUUUAGUGAUUUGAAAUAAAGAUUGUGC
Molecule: messenger RNA, 1655 nt
Organism: Lucilia cuprina (Australian sheep blowfly)
Lineage: Eukaryota; Metazoa; Arthropoda; Insecta; Diptera; Calliphoridae
Gene: Cyp12c1
Product: probable cytochrome P450 12c1, mitochondrial
Exons: 4
Coding region: 51-1646 (531 amino acids)
Molecular function (GO): heme binding; iron ion binding; monooxygenase activity
Source: RefSeq, a predicted model, not a curated record